Molecule: messenger RNA, 2448 nt
Organism: Hordeum vulgare subsp. vulgare (domesticated barley)
Lineage: Eukaryota; Viridiplantae; Streptophyta; Magnoliopsida; Poales; Poaceae
Exons: 2
Coding region: 260-1399 (379 amino acids)
Source: RefSeq, a predicted model, not a curated record
GAGAAAAGAGGAUUUACAUGGAGAAAGAUAAAUAUACGAAAUAUCAUGUGGUAGUAGAUGUUAGACAAUGUUUAUACGUAGCUUAUGUGUAUACUAUGUAUCUUGUAUUUGUACCUUUGUGUACCCCUAUAUAUAUAUGAGAUAGCCACAUCCGUAUUGGGUGUCGAGCAGUUUCCCAAACCCUAGUGUUUACAUGGUAACCGAUUAGGUUUCGAUAGCUUCCGCCCCGUCCCGAUCGCUUCGACCCUGAUUGUCCCGGAUGGCGUCUGGCCCGACCGCCGCCGUCUCGGCCGCCGCCGCCCCGGCCUCUCCCGGCUCUCUGUUCCUGGCCUCUCGGCCGUUGCUUCCCCUGGUCGGCGCCAAUCCAUCUGCUGGUGUCCCGCCGGCGUCGUCGAACACAGCUAGAUCCAUUGCGCCUCACGCGGCCGUGCCCGCGGAGCCGUCCCGCGCGAUGCAUGUGAACGUGCAUGGGGCGGAGCAUGCAGCUCCCUCUAGCGUGUGGGCUGCGUACGGCGCCAAUCCAUCAGUUGCGUACGGCGCGUUGCAUGCGGCCACGUACGGUCUCUACCUCCAGCGGCGUACUCCGCCUCCGGCUGCGUAUCCUCCGGCCUCGUACAACGCUCCGCCCCCGGCUACGUAUCCUUCGGCUGCGUACAACGAGUUGCCCACGGUUCCACACAGUGCGCCGCCCGAGUCCUACGUUGUACCUACGUCUGCUGUGGUGCCCUACAGUACUGCGUCUCCGAUCUACGGCGGGUACCAGCCGGCUUCUCAGAUCACGUCGCCCUAUGGUGCUUCCCCGGCGCCGUAUCGUCCGUCGGCUGCGGCUCCUUCAACGGAUCUCAUUCAUCUCUCGCCGGUGCCUGGUGGUGGUCCACAUCAGGGCUACUACACGCUGCAUCUGCCGGAUCAUGUCGUCGCUGCUGCACCGUUUUACUUCGCGCACCUCAUCCCGGUGAAGCUCACGACGGAUAACUAUUUGUCGCGGCGUGCCCAAGUGCUGCCGCUUCUCCACAGUCGCAACUUGGAGGGUUUUGUUGAUGGUACUCUGUUGUGCCCUCCACCAUGUCAUCCAGGGCAUCAUGUGUGGGUGGCUCAAGAUCAAGCCAUCCUAUUUGCUAUCCAGUCCUCUCUCACGGAGGGAGUCUCGUCGCUGGUCAUCUUCGUCGCUGCGUCUCGGGACGCGUGGACGGCUCUUCACACCAGUUUUGCCUCGCAGUCUCAGGCGCGAGCUCAUGCCAUUCGCACUGCGCUUGGGGAUGUGAAGCUUCAGGACCUCACCGUCAUCGACUACUUCAACAAGGUGACGGGUAUGGCUGACACACUUGCCUCCAUUGGCAAGGUGCUUGGUCCGGAAGAGUUCACUUCCUAUGUGCUCAACGGACUGCGACGACUAUGAUAAUUUGGUAGAGAAUAUCAAUGGUCGUGACACUCCCAUCCAGCCACGCGAGUUGUAUGCUCGCCUUCUUGCUACGGAGCAGCGCAUCCAGGCUCGCCGGUCCACGUCGAGUUUCCCUUCCGCCAACGCUGCCACGCGUGGGAAGGGCAAGCCCUCCAAGCCACCAACCGGUGGCAAGCCUCCGUCGACCGCACCUAAUUUGCGGAACACCACUACCUCGACGGGAGGUCGAGUCCGUGCCUGUUGCCCUUCAUGUGGUGUUGAGCUCCCCUGCCGGCUAUGUGGACUUCAUGGUCACCUUGCCUCCCGUUGCCAUCGUCGCUUCAAGCAGGAUUUCUUGGGACUCGGGAACAAUGGCAAGGGUAAUGAGAAGCAGGCUGCCCUGGCGAGUCAUGAGCAGGGGCAUACUCCUUAUCCAGUUGAUGCGUCUUGGUAUAUGGAUACGGGAGCUACCAAUCACCUGACGAGUGAGAUGGGCAAACUCUCUUUCACAGGAGCCGUACCGUGGGCACGAUCAGGUUCGCACCGCUAAUGGGGAAGGAUCGGGACACGAGGGACGUUCUUCUUAGAGGUCGACUGCGCAAAAUAGUCUUUAUGCGCUUGAUGUGCCACCAGCUCCUAGUGCCUUUAGUGGUGUUCGUGUGUCUCCAUCACAUUGGCAUGCGCGCCUUGGUCAUCCUGCCACUCCCAUCGUUCGCCAUGUAUUUCAUCGUCAUGAGCUUCCAGUUGUGUCCAAUAAACAUGUUGAUGCAGUUUGUGAUGCCUGUCAGCAAGGCAAGAGUCAUCAGUUUCCUUUUUCUAAGUCGAGUCAUGUAGUCCAUAAACCAUUUGAACUUGUGUUUUCGGAUGUAUGGGGCCAUGCUCAAACUUCUGUUAGUGGUCAUAAUUACUAUGUCAGUUUUAUUGAUGCUUAUAGUCGGUUCACUUGGCUUUAUCUUCGUAAACGCAAAUCUGAUGUGUUCAAUGUUUUCUUGCAAUUCCAAGCGCAUGUUGAGCGCCUACUCAAUCACAAAAUCAUUCAUGUGCAAUCAGAUUGGGGGGUGGGGGGG